AUGAGUGGACCUCGUAAAAGCGCUACUCCCAAAAGGCUUAUCCACUUUGCUGAUGGAGACACCAUGGAAGAAUACAGCACAGAAGAAGAGGAAGAAAAAGAGGACCAAAACUCAGCACAUGACCCUUCUAAACUUUCAUGGAGAUCAUACUUCUGGUUUUGGGCAGGUCAAGUAGCAAGCAAUUCAAUUUCUACUUGUGAAUUCCUUGGUGAAAGAUUUGCCGUCUUCUUUGGUCUUACUGAACCCAAAUAUCAGUAUGUGCUGAAUGAGUACCGCAGAACACAAAAUAAGGAAGUUGAUAAGGACACUGAAGGGAAUGGACCAGAGGCCCAGGAUGCCAAGAUUCCUAAUGAAAAGUGUCACCUGGGAGCUGGUGGCCAAGAGUAUGGGGCCAUCUCUUCCAGAGGAGGCCUGGUGGCAGAUUCCAGCUCAUGA
Molecule: messenger RNA, 435 nt
Organism: Chionomys nivalis (European snow vole)
Lineage: Eukaryota; Metazoa; Chordata; Mammalia; Rodentia; Cricetidae
Gene: Fam177b
Product: family with sequence similarity 177 member B
Exons: 4
Coding region: 1-435 (144 amino acids)
Source: RefSeq, a predicted model, not a curated record